Molecule: messenger RNA, 1356 nt
Organism: Necator americanus (New World hookworm)
Lineage: Eukaryota; Metazoa; Nematoda; Chromadorea; Rhabditida; Ancylostomatidae
Exons: 12
Coding region: 1-1356 (451 amino acids)
Cellular component (GO): cytosol
Molecular function (GO): mRNA 3'-UTR binding; metal ion binding
Source: RefSeq, a predicted model, not a curated record
AUGCAGGCCGGGUUUACGAACACGCGUCUCGCCCAUGCACUGACUGACUCGAUGACUUGCGGGGGCUACCCGAUGUGCCAUGUAGCAAUACGCAGACAGUUCUUUACAAGCUGCAUCUCUUCAUCUCUUCACUCAUUCCCACAGCUGACUGAGAAGAUGCUUGACUCGUUGGGAGGCAGGCAACAGAGUUCCCCGUGGUUCGACAAUCUUUCGUCGGCUGUCAACAGUAACUCGUCCGUCUCUUCUGGAUCACCGCCGAGUCUCUCAUCGCAUCUUGGCAACUCAGACGUUCUCUCUCGUCCUUCGUGGCUCUUCAGCAGUCAGCCGAUUCCCGAUUCUCUUUCGACACCUACUGAAGCGCUUUCCUCGCUGUUGGAUACAUUCUCCUCACCAGUGUCGGAUAGCUGUGGGGGUUUUCCAAUUGGUCAAAUCACUGGACCUUCAUACAAACAAAUGGCGACCUCGAAUCGGUUUGCACAACCAAGUCGCCGAGCGUUUGGGAUGAUGUCUUCGCAUUACGAAACAAGUAAUUCUCUCGGAGCUCCAGGAACUCCAAUAAAUGGUAACGCGAUAACUCCGGCGAAUUUAAAUUCUAUGAUGGGAAUCGUUACGCCCCCAAAUGCGCCUCCUCCAAAGAACCCAAAGCUGUACAAAACAGAAUUGUGCCGUUCUUGGAUGGAUCACGGACGUUGUAAUUAUGGGGAAAGAUGCCAAUAUGCUCACGGUGAGCAAGAAAAGCGUCCGAUUCCACGCCAUCCAAAGUACAAGACGGAGGCGUGUCAGUCCUAUCACCAGUCCGGAUAUUGUCCAUACGGGCCUCGAUGUCAUUUCAUUCAUAGUGAGACGGAUUUGCUUUCGAAUCUUCAAACACCGCCAUCUUCGUCAAUGCGAACUAACCCCAACGCGUUUAUUCCACCAGUAUGCUCCCAACAGCUGUCUUCUUCAUUCGGAGCUCAUCUUGGUCAGACAAUGACUGGGCAGGGAAAUACACUGAUAGGUACUCCAAUGUUACAACGUAUAUCCUCAUUACCCGGGUAUGGCAGUACUGGAGAGUCGACAGCUGGCAGUAGUUCAGCUGAUAGUGGAUCUGAUUCACCGAAUGGAAGUUUCUCUCCUGGACUCGAUUUGGACGAAAAUGGGUCGUUCGGAACUGGGUUUAUGGCGCCCCUUCCUGUCAAUCAACGAAACAUGAAUCAGCAGUUACCGAACUCACUCAGCUACGACUUGAGUAGAACGAGCACUGAUCCUAUGAUGAACGGCCUCAUUGGAGACAUUAUGUCGCUAACGUUCGACGAGAAAUGGGAAAGGGCACCCGGUCGUCUGCCAGUGUUCGCCCAGCUCAGCAAUGCCCAGUAG